UUCCGUUACUAAAGAAAGGAGGCUAAUAAGUUCCGGUUUGGGUCGACGAAACCAGAAGUAGGAGAAAGCGCGAAGACGAAGCACAAGAAUGGCAGCUCCUCAACCGCACCAUCAUCAACCACAAACCCUAGAAGAAGUUCGAACUCUUUGGAUUGGUGACCUUCAAAUUUGGGUCGACGAGUCCUAUAUUCUCAAUUGCUUCGCACAAUCUGGGGAGGUUAUUUCUGUGAAGGUCAUCCGUAACAAGCUUACUGGCCAUCCAGAGGGGUAUGGAUUUGUCGAGUUUGUUUCGCAUGCAGCUGCUGAACGUGUUUUGCAAUCGUAUAACGGAACUCCCAUGCCAGGAACUGAGCAGCCUUUCAGACUAAAUUGGGCAUCAUUUGGGAUUGGAGAAAGAAGACCUGAUGCGGGUCCCGAGCAUUCUAUCUUUGUGGGUGAUUUGGCACCUGAUGUUUCAGAUUAUUUGUUGCAAGAAACCUUUAGAGCUCACUAUCCUUCAGUAAGGGGAGCAAAGGUUGUAACUGAUCCGAGCACUGGUCGUUCAAAGGGAUACGGGUUUGUUAAAUUUGCAGAUGAAAUGGAGAGAAACCGGGCCAUGACUGAAAUGAAUGGCCAAUACUGUUUAUCAAGGCCUAUGCGUAUUAGUGCUGCAACUCCUAAAAAGUCACCAGGGAUCCAGCAACAGUAUGCUGUAGCCAAAGCCCUAUAUCCUGCUCCAACAUACGUAGUGCCAGCAGUUCAACCAGUUCAACAAUUACCAGUGGAGAAUGAUCCGAAUAAUACAACGAUUUAUGUUGGUAAUUUGGACCCAAAUGUAACCGAAGAAGAGCUGAGACAACAUUGCUUGCAUUUUGGAGAGAUUGGCUAUGUCAAGAUCCCAGCUAGUAAAGGAUGUGGUUUUGUGCAGUAUGCAGUUAGGGCAUCUGCUGAAGAAGCUAUACUGAAGAUGCAAGGAACUGUGAUAGGUCAGCAACCAGUUCGUGUUUCAUGGGGCAAGAGCCCAACUGCUAAACAGGACUCUGCUGCAUGGGGUCAGCAAGUGGAUCCGAGCCAGUGGGGUGCAUACUAUGGAUAUGGGCAAGGUUAUGACGCCUACGCAUAUGGUGCUGGUGCUCAGGACCCAUAUGCUUACAAUGCAUAUGCUGGGUAUGCUCAGUAUCCUCAGCAGCCUGAAGGUGUUCAAGAUAUGACCGCGGCAGCAAGCGUUGCUCCAGGAAUGGAGCAGAGAGAGGAUGAUCCCCUUGCUACACCUGAUGUUGACAGACUUAAUGCAGCUUAUCUUUCCGUCCACGGAAGUUCAAUCCUCGGCCGUCAAAUGUGGUUAACGACCUCUCCAUUUGCGAUGCAAGCUUCAUCCGUUAAUGGAUGUCAGUAGUUGAUUAACACUGUUAUUGGUGGAGGAACUGGAUACGUUAAUGGAUCUCCGGUACGGUAUAUAAUGAUGGUAUUCGUGAACCUGUUGGGCUGUUUUUUAUUUGCAUCAGUCUACUAACGAGCCGGAGGUCACGCAAGCUCGGUCAUCGGCGGCUAGCUUUUUUCAGAUGUUGAUGCAGAAGAUGGAAGACAUAAAUUUGUUGUGGCAUAGUUUUCUAGCAGUUUUCUUUUGCCAUUGUAUUAGUUUUUUUUAAAAAAAUCUGAUACCUUUUAUCAAUUUUUGGGAUCACCUUUGGCUAUGUCUUGAAUUAGUAUUGAAAAAAUUA
Messenger RNA from Spinacia oleracea (spinach), 1700 nucleotides. Its product is annotated as polyadenylate-binding protein RBP47B'. NCBI's taxonomy places the organism in Eukaryota, Viridiplantae, Streptophyta, Magnoliopsida, Caryophyllales, Amaranthaceae. Gene Ontology annotation, cellular component: cytosol. Bases 89 to 1375 code for a protein of 428 amino acids. The transcript has 8 exons. Gene Ontology annotation, molecular function: mRNA binding. The record is from RefSeq and is a predicted model, not a curated record.